UUUCAGAAAAAGUAAAUACAAUAAUAAUUGGAGGGAUGCUUGUUGGUUAAGCAAAUGCUUAAUAUUUUCUUGAAACAUAAAGUGAUAGAUACAUAUACAUACUGCAUCGCCGACCCGCCUGAGAUUCAUUCCUUAUCAUUCUUGAUUGGUUGCGAUGGAUUCGAGUUCGGGGAAUCAAGAAUUCGAUUAUUUGUUCAAACUAUUAAUGAUUGGGGAUUCUGGUGUUGGCAAAAGUAGUCUUCUUCUCAGAUUCACCUCCGAUGAUUUUGAAGAUCUCUCCCCCACCAUUGGUGUUGAUUUUAAGGUCAAAUAUGUCUCCAUGGAGGGUAAAAAACUCAAGCUUGCAAUUUGGGAUACUGCUGGUCAGGAGAGAUUUAGAACACUCACUAGCUCUUACUACAGAGGGGCGCAAGGAAUCAUUAUGGUUUAUGACGUAACCCGGCGAGAAACAUUUACAGAUCUAUCUGAAGUAUGGGCAAAGGAAAUAGAGCUUUAUUCGACAAAUCAAGACUGCAUGAGGAUGCUUGUUGGAAACAAAGUAGAUAAGGAGGAGGAUAGAGUUGUGACAAAGAAAGAAGGAAUAAACUUUGCUAGGGAAUAUGGUUGCUUAUUUAUCGAAUGCAGUGCUAAAACUCGAGUAAACGUGCAGCAAUGCUUUGAAGAGCUUGUUUUGAAGAUUCUUGAUACACCUAGCCUCUUAGCCGAGGGAUCUAAGGGGGUAAAAAAGAACAUUUUUAAGGACAACCUACCCAAGUCUGAUGCAUCCACAAGUGGCUGUUGCUGAUUUUAAGAAGCUGUUUCAUUCAGAAGCUGCAAUUUAGUAAUCACGGUCUCACAGAAAAGGGCGUGCUGAAUCCAUUUCAUGGAUUUCUAACAUAAUUUGCUGUUUAUUUUAGCACAAGUGAAAGCCAUUUUAAAUUUGUAGGUUUCUGUUUUGUCUUGUAUAUGUAGAUGCAAUAUAGUGAUGAAGGUUGUCCCCAAUUUCCUGAGGCUUUUGUUUUUCUUUUAGUCACAUCAAUUUCAUAUGAAGAUAUGCAAUUAUUUUGUUUUUUAA
Molecule: messenger RNA, 1054 nt
Organism: Lathyrus oleraceus (garden pea)
Lineage: Eukaryota; Viridiplantae; Streptophyta; Magnoliopsida; Fabales; Fabaceae
Product: ras-related protein RABC1
Exons: 6
Coding region: 155-784 (209 amino acids)
Molecular function (GO): GTPase activity; GTP binding
Source: RefSeq, a predicted model, not a curated record